AUGGUGACCCUGAUAUCGGAAGCGCAUGCGAAAUGCUGGAUCGCAUUCGAGGACCUUGUUAGUGCCUUGAAUCACCCAGUCCGCGAUUUCAGGGCUCAGCUCCCGCCGAAAGAGAUACAUGACGAAUUCGAUAAAUACAAAAUCUGGGCGGGCAAUACCGGUGCUGCCCACUCUGGAAAGCGGUUUGAGAUUUCCCUUGACUAUCGGCUUCGAGAGGCAUCUUUCUUCAAGAAUCAGGUGCUCGGUCUCUUGAAAACCUUGGAGGAGAAAGUCAGGAGUACUGCUAGCCUCGUUCGCAAUGAGAGAAAACCAUUCGAAGAGGAAGAUAACGAGGAGGAUGAGGAUGAUGCUAAAGCAUCGGCUUCGGAUGCUACUGAAGAGGACGAUGAAGAAUCGGAAGAAACCCCAAAGUCAGAAAUCCCUCGGCUACUUGAAUCUAUCAAGUUUACUAUCGCCUCGCUAUAUCGAAUUCCCAUCCGAAAGCCAGCUCCUCUCGAUCGCCUUAAGCAUAAGACGUCGCUAGAUUCGUCAUCAUAUCAGCAUUUUGAUGUUCUCUACGUUGUGGACAAGUUCAAGGAUCUAAACCCAGAUCUAGCCACUCGACUAGGGAAGGCUAUCACCCGCCGACGCCAGGUUCUACGCUACCGAGAGGAUCACAAAAGUAGUCUUGAUACUUCUCGGGUAGCAAGUAGUCGUUUUACUCUACGCUCAAAAGCUACUACUCUAAUACCUGGCGACACAUCGCUCAUAGUCUCCGACACUGUGCUUGAUUCGACUGCGCUAUACCCGCCUAGUGUUGCAGAGUCAAAAUCAUCCAUGGCAUCCAGCUUUGCCGGAAAUGACUUAGCUGUAGAAGUCCCUCCCAGGCCGAAGGGAGAGGAUGGAUACGAGUUGGACUUGUUCGAGUGUCCGUACUGCUUGAUCACGAAAAAUAUUACGACGGAUCGUCAGUGGAAGAAGCACGUCCUUGAGGACCUCCAACCGUAUAUUUGUACAUACGAAGAUUGUGACCUGUAUGACCACUUUUUCGAGAACAGAGAUGCAUGGUUCAAGCAUGAAGCACAGCAUCACCGGGCAAAAUGGUUCUGCAAUACUGACCAUCACCCUGAAUACGACAUGGAGACCGAUUUCAUCAAACACAUGGAGCUCGACCACAAUACUACGUUCGAUCACCAGCAAUUUGCCCUUAUCCGGGACAUGUUUCGUCAACCAUCACGAAGUAUCGAAGGGACUUGCAAUCUUUGCAGACGACAUUCGAAGAGAAUCAAAAGUCACGUCUCCCGGCAUCUACAACAAAUGGCACUGUUUGCGCUUCCA
Lindgomyces ingoldianus is the source of this 1317-nucleotide messenger RNA. RefSeq lists its product as uncharacterized. NCBI's taxonomy places the organism in Eukaryota, Fungi, Ascomycota, Dothideomycetes, Pleosporales, Lindgomycetaceae. The transcript has 4 exons. The record is from RefSeq and is a predicted model, not a curated record. The annotation marks the transcript as partial.